This is a messenger RNA of Xiphophorus hellerii (green swordtail), 1953 nucleotides long. It is a transcript of the gene prrt2, whose product is annotated as proline-rich transmembrane protein 2. Bases 415 to 1089 code for a protein of 224 amino acids. The record is from RefSeq and is a predicted model, not a curated record. NCBI's taxonomy places the organism in Eukaryota, Metazoa, Chordata, Actinopteri, Cyprinodontiformes, Poeciliidae. The transcript has 5 exons. Gene Ontology annotation, cellular component: membrane.
UUUUAUCUGGUAGCAUGAUGCUAUCAUCCAACCCCCACCUUCCUCAUCUUUCUCCUUCUGCACGUAGCCUGGUGGAUUUCACUUCUCAUUUCUCACACACACACACACACACACCCCUCCUCCCGGAUCUGCCCUCCCAUCCAGGAGUCUCCAUCCACCGCUGCUCACUGCAUCGCCAGGAUUCACCAACAAGCUUUCAGUGCAACAUUUACUACUAGAUUUAUUUAUUUUUCUGUUCGUUCAACAUCAUGUUUGACUGCGUGUGAUUUUUACUUGUUUUAUUUUUGGGGGGAGAAUUUCGCUCCCCACGAUGCCAAAUCCAGGGACAACCCGGCUGUAACAAGGCGUUGCAAUAAAACGGUUUAACUACAGACAGGAUUGGACCGGAAUCAGAGGCUUAACUUUGGCGUCGUCAUGGCCGUUAACAUGAAUCCAUCUCCUGCCGUUUGGCCGGGGGAAGAACAGCCAUCGCUCAUGGAUCACGACGACCCGGUUUCCAGUCAGGCAGCCGUCAUCCCCAUGCCGUGCGGCUCGCCGGGGGGCGAAGAGCUCCUGCACAGCUGCGGCAGCCCGACCGACACCAGGCCGCCCCGCAGCAAGUCCAAAGGAGAACUGGUGAUCGUCAUCAACGAGAAACUGAAGAACGGUAACGGGAUCCACCCCGGCCCCACAGAGAGCACCUCUCCAGUGAUUUCCUCCCCUCCCAGAAGGCAGCACUCCAUCUCCUACCCUCACCACGCCAAAACCAGGAAGGGCAGCCGGGCGGGCUCCAUCGGCUACACCGCCUUCUCGCCCCGGCCGUCGCUGUCCCGGCACUCCAGCAUCGCCACUAACCCUCCACUGGACCGAACCAAGGUCAAAGACUACCUCCUGCUGUCCGUGCUGGCCUGCUUCUGCCCCGUCUGGCCCAUCAACAUCGUCGGCUUCGUCUACUCCAUCAUGUCGAAGAACAGCCUGGAGCAGGGGAACCUGGACGGCGCCGUGCGUCUGGGUCGCGUGGCCAAGAUGCUCUCCGUUGUGUCUCUAGUAGGAGGGACGGUCAUUAUCAUCGCCUGCAUUGUCAACCUGGCCAUAAAUGUGAAAACUUGAGUUUCAUCCCAGAAUGAAACCGGAUAAGGGAAAUGAACGUCUGGCCAUCACCUGCACCACCGCCUAGUCAUUACCCGGAUGUGUGACCAACUCCUGAUUCACAGCGCUUUACUUAGAUUCCUGUAAUCUCUAUACAGCCCCCGUAAUUGUUGUGGAAGAAAUGAGAAUAAUCCGAAAUGCUGCUGCUUUCCGUGUCGAGUCGGAGGACAGAAAAGUAUUUUUAAGCUCUACCUGCAACUGAUAACAGGGAAGUGUUUACUGGCUCUACAGCAUCAAUCGCGACAAAAUGGCUGCCAAGUCGGCCCUCCUCUGCACCAGUUUGCCUGCUAAAUCCCCUCAAACGCGGAAGAAGCUGCAGGAUUUACAAUGCAGUGGAAGAAACACUUUGAACCACACUGCGCCCUUUUUGUUCCAGACUGUCCUCUGUGACUUUCAGCACUUCAAAACGCCCCACAUCUUGUGUUUGAGCCCCAGCAUUUUCAGUGGUUAAAGCGGAUGAAAGAGAGAAGGGAAGGGUUUAACUCGGACUAGGAUUAUGGAAAAUCUCGCACAGAAGGCACGCUGCAAGGAAAAUACGUGCCAAAUAAAAAAGAAAUUCAGUGGGGAAUCUGCUUGCUUUCUCUCCUGACAGGAACAUGAAAUGUGUUUUUACUCUACACCACUGUGAGCUGGGAGCGAAACACUGCUGUAGCAAAAUCCAGUCCGGUUGGUUAAAGUGCAUCGUCCAUCAACUCACCUUUUUAUAAAGUUUGUAAACAAUCCUUUUCAGACAGAAUCGUGAACCCGUUAAUGAACUCUGAACUGUGUUUUAGGAGCUGCAAAUGUCCGUUAAGUUUAUCAAUAUUCUGCUAAUGUAAAAAAAAA